AUGAAAGAAAUGCGCGAAGCUGAAUCUUGUUUUGACGAUUUUGUGUUGCUUGUUUUGUGCAGAGACCACGGGAUUCCUCCACUGAAAUCGAUUGUAUCUGAGGCCGAAGAAAUGGGUUCUGAAAGAUAUUCAAAAGCGUCCACCCUGAUUGUAUGUGUGAUCCUUAGGUUUACAGAAACUAUACAGAAGCUCUUCCAGCUGACCACUUCUGGCUCAGGCAGCUCUAAAAUAUCUGAAUUCUGCAAAGCUGAGAGAUUGAAGAUGGGAGGAGAUGAUUCUGGUAUGGAGAGUGAUAAUUUUGAUUGGAACACUGAAGAUGAGCUUGAAAUUGAGAACUAUCAGUCUUCAUCUUCAUGUUUAACUGUUCCUAAUGGAGAUGCUGUCACUGGGUCUGGAGAGGCAAGCUCAUCUGCAGUUUCAGCUAAUUCCAAGUUAUUUAGCCACUUCAUUGGCAUGGGAUUUUCGAGAGAAAUGGUUUCUAAAGUAAUUCAGGAAUAUGGUGAGGUAAACGAAGAUAAACUACUUGAAGAACUUCUCACAUACAAGGCUCUAGAAAGUUCUCCCCAGCCACAGCUGCAAAUUGAGCCAGAUCAUGGUUCUUCAGCAAAUGCGGGGAGCUCUUGGGAUGAUUUGUCAGAUACUGAUAUCUUUUCUGAUGAUGAAGUGAUUGCAAAAACUUCUUCUGAGAACAAUGAUACCUUACGGACUUUGAUGAAAAUGGGGUACCAGCAGGAGGAGGCUUUAAUUGCCAUAGAAAGAUUAGGCCAAAAUUCUUCACUUGAAGAAUUGGUAGAUUUUAUAGGUGUUGCUCAACUAGCAAAGGCUGAAGAUGCCCUUUUACCUCCUGAAGAAAAGCUUCGAUACAAUGACUAUGCCAAGUCCAAUAAACGAAGAUUUUAUGAUUAUGAAGUGUUGGGAAGGAAAAAGUCCAAGGGAUGUGAGAAGAAAGUUGUCAAUGAAGAUGAUGAGGAAGCUCUUCAUCUUCCAAACCCAAUGAUUGGGUUUGGUGUACCUACAGAGUCAAGCUUCAUAACACGCAGAAGGAUUCCAGAAGAUGCCAUUGGACCUCCUUACUUCUAUUAUGAGAAUGUGGCCUUAGCACCAAAAGGUGUUUGGCAAACAAUUUCUAGAUUUUUGUAUGAUGUGGAGCCAGAAUUUGUCGAUUCAAAGUUUUUCUGUGCGGCAGCCAGGAAAAGAGGCUAUAUUCACAAUCUUCCCAUCGAAAAUAGGUUCCCGCUUUUACCACUUCCACCUCGCACAAUACAUGAGGCUUUCCCCCUAACAAGGAAGUGGUGGCCCUCGUGGGACACAAGGACCAAACUUAAUUGUUUGCAAACAUGUAUUGGCAGUGCAAAACUUACAGAAAGAAUUAGAAAAGCUGUAGAAAACUAUGAUGAAAAUCCACCUGAGCAUGUCCAAAAGUAUGUUCUUGAUCAAUGUCGGAAAUGGAAUCUGGUUUGGGUUGGAAGGAAUAAAGUUGCUCCUCUUGAGCCUGAUGAAGUAGAAACACUGUUGGGCUUCCCAAGGAACCACACCAGGGGAGGUGGAAUAAGUAGGACUGACAGAUACAAGUCACUUGGCAAUUCGUUCCAGGUUGACACUGUGGCAUACCACUUGUCAGUUCUGAAGGAGAUGUAUCCUAAGGGUAUCAAUCUUCUUUCUCUCUUUUCUGGAAUUGGUGGGGCAGAGGUAGCUCUUCAUAGGCUUGGCAUCCCUCUCAAGAAUGUCGUGUCUGUUGAAAAAUCAGAAGUGAAUAGGAAUAUUGUUAGAAGUUGGUGGGAGCAAACAAAUCAGAAAGGUCAUUUAUAUGAUAUGGAUGAUGUAAGAGAACUAGAUGGUGAUCGUUUGGAGCAGCUGAUGAGCACCUUUGGGGGUUUUGAUCUCAUUGUUGGUGGCAGUCCAUGUAAUAACCUGGCUGGUAGCAACAGGGUCAGCAGGGAUGGACUAGAGGGAAAAGAAUCCUCUCUGUUCUUUGAUUACUUUCGGAUUCUAGAUUUGGUCAAAAAUUUGUCGGCCAAGUAUCGAUGA
Messenger RNA from Sphenostylis stenocarpa, 2028 nucleotides. The record is from the annotation of a GenBank genome assembly. Lineage: Eukaryota; Viridiplantae; Streptophyta; Magnoliopsida; Fabales; Fabaceae.